AUGGUCUUUAACACAACAAGCCAGACUAGUCUCAGCAACAACAUCAACAACUGCAACAACAUUAGCAACAGCAACAACAGAUACAGCAGCAGCAGCAGCAACAACAACAGCAUCACAAUCGACAACGACACAUUUGUGUGCGACGACUACUCGGGCGACGAGUGCAUGUUGUACUCCUUCGUCGCAUACACGCUCUUCAUAGGCACUUUCUGCAUCAUAGGCUUGGUGGGUAACUCCGUAUCGUACGUUGUAUUCCGGCGCACAAAUGUGACGUCAUCAACGCUCUUCCUGUUCCAGAGCCUCUCCGUGGUUGAUAAUGUCCUACUGCUGACCAUCAUCCCCAUGUACUGCUUCGAACCGUUCGUCAUCUUCACCGGCUACUUCCAGGAUUAUUUAUAUUGUGGCUACAAGUUCAUCGUCCACGCUGUCUUCUUUCCUUGGGCUUCAGUCAGUCAGACUGCAACAGUCUGGCUGACCGUUCUAGUUGGAAUAAACCGAUACAUUGCCGUUUGUAAACCUUACCAGACCGCCAAGUUGUGUACCGUACGGCAGGCAAAAAUUCAGCUGUCUGGAGUUUUGGCCUUCUCACUUCUAUAUAACAUCCCAAAAUUUUUUGAAGUUUUCAUCGUAAGGAAGAAAUACAUUUACAACAACAUGGCCGACGACGCAGAUGGGGCGCAGUGUUUCUGCGUGGUCGUCAGCAGCUACUACUUCAGCCAGGCCUACAGGCACGGGUACGAGAGCAUCAUGUACACCAUCUUCAUGCUCAUCCUCCCACUCUCCCUUCUUUCCAUUCUCAACAUCCUCCUCAUACUGCAACUCAAAAAGUUGAAGAAGAGGCGAGCAGAGAUGCAGAGUGCUCGUCAGCAGCAGGACAACAACGUCACCCUGGUCCUCAUUAUCGUCAUCCUCGUUUUCAUCUUCUGCCAGACCCCGGCCCUCAUCAAUAGGUUCAUGUGGAGCUUUUUUGCCGAUGACCAGAGGGAGUGCCCUGGCGUCCAGUACUACUUCAGUCGCUUUGGCAACAUGAUGGUCAGCGUCAACAGCGCUGUCAAUUUCUUCAUUUACAUUAUUUUCAACUCGCGUUUCCGUCAGGUUUUUAUUGAGAAAACUUUAUUUGGUAGGUGCUGUCGAAUUUGUUGCGUCAUUCCAUCAUCAUCGGCGAAUUCGGUGGCGUGUGCCAGCAUUGUUGAAGCCAAAACAGGCUUUGCUAACGUGGACGGAGGAACAAACAACCGAGUAGCCGCUGCUAACAACAUGAGGACAGAUCUGACGAUAAAUUCCAAUCGUCGUUCCACCAUUCCUCUGGCUGCUUGCAGCCAUUUGAAAGCAGCUGCAGCCACAACCAACUUGACCGCUGCUUCAAACAACAACAACAACAAGAAUGUGAAGGUUUUGAGCGACAACUUGAAAGAAAAAUUGGAUGAAGGUUCUAAAAGUCAAUCAGCUGAAUGCGACGCUAAUCGAAGCAAUGAGGAUUAUAAACACAACAACAACAGUAAUAAUAAUACUCAUGUGGAUAAAUGUAAUGAAAGGAAUUACAUCAAUAGUAACAACUUUAAUUAUAACAACAACAACAAUAAUGAUACAACCAUUUAUAACAAAUCAACCGACAGCAAAAACAACAACAACAGAAUCAGAGAAAAUGUUUUGGACGAGCAGAGCGAAACUGCUGGGGGUAAUGGGAGGCCGGCCAACAUGAACAACGGAGAAACAAAUCUGACUGAUGAUGCGGAACUACAUGUGGGAAAUAAUGCUCCUCCCUAUAUCACUACCACCAAAAACAACAACAUCAGCUGCACAAGCAGUUGCAACAACAGCAGCAACAACAUCAACAACAACAACAACAAAAUCAAAAUGAAUAAAAUCAACAAUAAUAAAAAUAGCUUGAAUAAAGACAACAUUAAAAGCAGAAAGAAGAACAAAAAAGUUGUCAGCGUUAAUAAAAACAACAUCAACAACCACAUCAACAACAACAUCAGCAGCAACAGCAACAACAACAAUGACAUCAUCAACAACAGCAAAUCGGAGCGUGUAAAGAGCUCUCAUAACGACGAAACCUCUGGAAAAUGUAUCGAAGACGACGAUAACGACGCCGAUAAUACGGAAUUCCUAUCAAAUAGAUUACUUAAAAAAUGUGAAAAUGUCAACAACAACAAAAACAACAACAACCAAAACAUUAACCAAAACAACAACACAAGCAACAACAACACAACGAACAACAUAAACAUGAGUAACAAUUGGAGCGCAAGAAGUUGCAGCAGCAGCACCAACAACAACAACAGUCCAUACAACAACACAAUCGUUAGAAACAACAACAAAAACGAUAUCAGCCAAACAACAACAGCAACAUCAACAAUCAUCAACAAAAACCACCAAAAUAAUCUCAAGACUAAAUUAGGAAACAAAAAAUUUGCAGCAACGUCAGCUAGAAAAAACGACACCACUGGGCUGCGUUCUGUGAAAUCUUUUGAAAUAUAG
Messenger RNA from Helobdella robusta, 2481 nucleotides. RefSeq lists its product as hypothetical. Gene Ontology annotation, biological process: G protein-coupled receptor signaling pathway. Gene Ontology annotation, cellular component: membrane. Bases 1 to 2481 code for a protein of 826 amino acids. The record is from RefSeq and is a predicted model, not a curated record. Gene Ontology annotation, molecular function: G protein-coupled receptor activity. The transcript is spliced from 2 exons. NCBI's taxonomy places the organism in Eukaryota, Metazoa, Annelida, Clitellata, Rhynchobdellida, Glossiphoniidae.